AUGGCAUUUCAAAGACCCCGACCCCCCAAUCGAACAACUCAUAGAUCAGCUACGGAUAAAGAACUCGAGCUAGAACAAAUUAACCAGAUUUUGAGAGAUGAAUUAUCCACCGAAAUUUCUCAUAAUAAAGCCAACGAAAAAUGGAUAUCUCGGCUAGAACGUGAUCUUAUUAAUUGCGAGAAAGAGAUCUCUCGAAAAGAUAUUGCUCUUGUAGCAUCUAAUGAAGAAAUUAAAGAGCUACAGACUGAAAUUUCGUCUCUGAAAAAAGAUCUUUAUCAAACCCGAAAAGAGAUCCGAGACAAUAACAAUUAUACCGCUGACAUAGAAAACAAGUUACAAGAAUGUUAUGAGAUUAUAUCCAGUUUGAAACAGAGAAUCAAAGUUAUCUCAUCCCGUGGAAAUUCACCAGUUCGAAAUAAUUCACCUGAUAUAUAUUCACCCCCAGAAGAUCCAGAUAUGGCGAAUCUUGACCUUUUUAUACAAAUCGAACGAGGCUUAAAUCGCAUUAAAAAUCACAUCCAAGGUGGUGGUACUCCAUUAAAUAAUCCUAUCAAUAUUAUAGAAGGUAUUAGAGGUUCCUUAAAUACUGUUCGGCAUAAUUAUCAAUCUGUAUACCAGGAUAUAGAUGGUGUUAUAGCCCAAUGA
Messenger RNA from Paraglomus occultum, 645 nucleotides. The record is from the annotation of a GenBank genome assembly. NCBI's taxonomy places the organism in Eukaryota, Fungi, Glomeromycota, Glomeromycetes, Paraglomerales, Paraglomeraceae.